GGAAGGGUCCAGUCCGCAGCGCCUGGACAACCGGGGUCGGGGGGAAGACCGAGGGCGCGGUUAGUCGCAGGGUUGCAAAUCAUACCCACAAACUUCGCUGGGCCCCCGUCCUUCUGCCCACGCGCGGCACAUAUCCCUCCGCCACAGUCACUCCACCCCUCCUUCCAUUGCUGAACUCGUCAAUUCCCCGCAGUCCCCGGAUGGAAAGCGUAAUGGCCGCCAAUAGUGAUUCGUCGGACUAUGGAGACGGGCAAGGCUUUUAAUGUACAUCUUUCUGUUGAAUUUGCCUUCUCCUGAGCCUUGCAUUUAUGCCUUUCAUCUGUUGGGAAAGAAAAAUAUUGAACAGGCUGCUGAAGAAUGGAAUUGUAGCCUUUCCUUAAAGAGUCACAGAUGAGUACCACGUGCGGGGAGGUGUACUUAGUUGGAAAAAACUGGGCCUUUGGAAAUAUUUCAGCACAAGGACAGAGAACACAGUAUACGUAAAAGAAAAAAUACAGUAUACUGCAAUAUUUUUUUAAAAUGUCAUUUGAACAGGAACAAUCCAUUUACAUUGAAAAGACAAACUUAUUAAAAGAUAAUGUGUGGGACAGAAUAUGCGACCCAGUAUCAGAAACUGUUGUUCAAAAGUCUACACUUCAGCCUGCAAUUUCCGACAUUCUUUCCUAUGGAUUGAAAAAUGUGAAAAUAGAAUUGCCCAGGGUAGAUAUUCCCAAUGAAGUGACAGCUAAACAUGAAAUUGACAGAUACAUGAGAUUAUUUCAAUGUAAAGAGGAACCUGAAACUGUGUUUUUCAUACAAGAGGAUGUGAAUGGUAGCUAUCCAAAUUGUUCUGAGAUUUUUGCUCCACAAAGUAAACCAGAAUUACACCAUGAAGAGGGAUUGAAAACAUCUGCAAAAAUACUGAAUUUUAGCUGUACAAAAUGCAGAAACAACAUUCGAUACAGCCCAAAUGAUUUACAGAAACAUUUUCAGCUGCUGCACCAUGGAGAGUUGCCAUCUUACCCCUGUGAAAUGUGUGAUUUUUCAGCUAAUGACUUUCAGUCAUUUAACCAACACCGUCGGACGCAUCGUAGCACUUUAGUGAAAUGUGAAAUCUGUAAUGAUGAACAUAGAUACACAUUGUUGGAUUUGACGAAACAUUUCUCAUCUAGGCAUUGUGUAAAUGGUCACUUUCAGUGCGCAAGAUGUAGAUUUUCUACCCUGGAUGUAGGCACAUUUGUUCAGCAUAUUCAUAGGCACAAUGAAAUACAGUAUAAAUGUGAUAAAUGUGAACAUGUAAGUUUCUCAAAAGAUGUGUUUCAAAAACAUGUUGUUUCACACACUGGCACGUUUCCCUUUAGUUGUCAGUAUUGUAAUUACAUGGCAUCACGGAAAACCUAUCUUUUAAAACAUCUUAUUGCUUUGCACAGAGACCACCUCUAUGCAAAAGAUAAAAUGGAUACAGAUAACAGUGAAAAGAAAAUGGAGACUUCAACAGGACUUAAACUUAUCUUGAAAAGGUACAAAACAGGGGCUUCAAGAAAGGCACUGUGGAAACGCAAAAGAAUUAUCAGUGGCAGUUGUGAAAUUGAAGAAGAUGAACAAGUUGUUGGAGUUACAAAUCAAAUAGAGCCUAAGUCUGAAGAGAUAAGCCAGCCUGCAAAAAAGUUGCAGUUAAAUGAAGACCACAUUUUUCGUGGUGAAAAGCAUGUACACAGUGGAACAAAAUCCUCUACAACACUACAGUACAAUAGAGCAGAAGAUGGAUUAUGUUCUGGACUGGGAUUGUUGAAAAAAGCUGUUCAUGGUCCUACAGUAUUGAUGGUGAAAAAUAAUAAAAUAUCGGUUCCAGCAAACUACAGUGCUAAAUUUAUGGGAUUCAAAAUGGUGGAUGGAAAGCAACAUAUAGUAAUAAAACUGUUACCCUCAGAUAAGACGAAAUUGCCGACAGGAAAUAAAAUUGAUGGGGUUAAAGAUAGUUCAGCAGAAUGUCUACAGCAGACAACUGACAACCUCAAUUUACAUUCAGGUUCUGGACCUCAUGAAAGUAAUCAACAAAGGUCUACAAAUAAUUCUGCUCACUCAUUAACAACUGCAUUUUCUAAUCAACAUUUUAAUCAAUUAUCAGGAAAAAUAAAGCAAGAAAGUGACAGUUACUUUAGUUGGGAUACAUCUCGAGCUGUUGUACCUCCUGUUGUGGUCGUAGGAAAAUGUGCUACUCGUUUUCCAGUGAAGCCAGAUACUGCCGCACUUGGUUCUAGUUUGGUGCCACAGAGUGGAACUAAAGAUAAUGUCUCUUGGAGGAAUAGUAUACCUCAAGAUCAUCCUCAGGUAUUUUCUUCUGCUGGAACAAAUAUGCUCCAUUAUGACCCCAUGAAAAAAACUUUUCCUUCAGAAUUCAAAAUACGGAAUGGUGAAGUGAACGAUAUCAGUAAACACAGUAUUGUCUGUUAUUCAACUGAUUUUUCUAAUCAAACAACAUUGCCUUUCCAUAAUUAUUCUAAAAUAGGCAUUCUGGAGACGUCCAAGGAGCUUAUGUCCAGCAAGACCUUUUCUGUCCAAAGCAGCCCUGUAGUUGAAACUACAGCAUGCUUUCCACAGUCUGCAGCAGGGUUAAAUUUAGCAAAAAGAGCUUCAAUGCCACUUGUUUAUAGCAGUGUAAAUACUAAGAAUGCUCCAGUAUUUUCAACCGGUCAGUCCAAAUAUGCCACUGAUGGACAGUGUUGUACAGAAAAUCAUCAUGAUGGCAAGCGAUAUUUGAAUACUAGGGUAAAUCAAGUAUUGGAACAUGUAGCUGAAAAAUCUAAACAAGACAACACCUCUAAUUGUAUUAAUUCAUGUAUGCCUAAAAUAACAUCAGUUUUUUCACUCCAGAGUAAUCAGGCAUCCAAUUAUUUGUCACCGGAAGUAAACCAGUCAUUACAAGAUGUGUUAAAAGUAAAGCCAACUGUUCAACCACAGAGGUACAUACAAAUGGAUUACAAUCAAUCAUUUUCAAAUAGUUCAGACUGCAAAAGAUUUACACCGUUCAAAGACCAAACAAUUAUGUCCAGUUUAGUCCAUUCUCCUGCUACAUUCAAAAGAGAGCUAAAUGUGAACUGCAACACGAUGAAUGAAAGUGUAUAUUUUAGGAAUGAAAGACGGGUCCCAAUAACGUCUCUUAGAACGCAAGAAGUACAGUCAACUGUAAGGACAACAGGAAUUGGUGCGUUGCUUAAAACACAAACGGAUACAAUUAUAACACAACAGCUGGCGAAAGAUAAAUUGCACUACACUAUCCAAGGUCCUAAUGCUAGUUGUCCGUCAUUUUCAGAACAGAAGAAAGCAGUGCUACUUCAGUCAUCUCCAUCAAGAUAUUUUGUACCUUUGCGCCUUGCCCACCAACAAGGAUUACAGGUUAUUACAGGAAAACCUUCUCCAAACAUAAGUUCAUCAAAUUCUCAGGCAACAAGACCGACGUCUCUACUUUUAAACAAAGGACCCGGGAUGAUUUUGACAUUUGGUAGUGGGUCACUUGGAACGAUUGCGAAUGCCACUGAAAACAAUUCUCAGGUUUUAGAUAAAUUUCCCUCUAAAGAGUGUGCUAAAGAAGCAGUAUCUACAUCACAACUGGAGUUGACAAUAGGCAGAUCCGGAAGUGUAAAAAAUGCUUUUGGUGUUGGUGCAUGCAGUGGAGCAGUAAGUGUUUCAUCAGUUGGUAUGUCACGUAAGGAGCCACUUAAUGUUACUAAUUCAGGUGACUGUCAUGAGAGUGGAAUUUCCUCUGUGAAAAUACUAACAGGUUAUCAAGGCAGUAAAGUUGACUCCUUGGAGUCAAGAAAACAACAGGAGAUUGGACAAGAACAACCUGUUUAUGCACUUUUGCCCAAUGGCAGACAAGCAGUUUUUCUGAAAUGUAUGUCACCAAACAAGUCUCUAGUACAAAACCAUAAUGUUUUUCAUAAUACUGCUUGUACUCAAAAUACUGAACCAAAGAAACCUGGAGCAAUGCAACAAACUAACAACAUUGUGUCAUCUUUACAGUUCAGUAAUAUGCAUUCCCUUAAUAGCCCUGCACUAGAGCAAAAAAAGACAGCUUUUUCUUCUAGUGAUGCCUUAAUCUUACCAGGUAAAUUGAUGCCAGCAAAUGCCUGUUUGUCAAGCUGUAAAUCCAAGGAUCUUUUCACUUCAGUAGAAUCUGUACAUUCCUCCAAACAUGUGAAGACACGGUCACAAAAGUGUCCAUCUGAGUCAGCACAAACAGUGACCAAGAAAGGGAGCAGUUUUGGAAGCCAAAUGUCAACGGGGACUAUGACAAACAAAAUUUCAAAACCUAAGCGGCAUUCAAAGCAAACUAAUAUUAAGGUUAAUGUUGCAGCUUCACAGAAGAACAGGAAUUUGAAGCGGAAAGCUAAUGAUGACCUUCAGGAAUCCCCUAGAAAGAAAAUGUUGCAUCGAAAAUGUAAAGAAAAAAAUCAAAUUGAUAUCAGUGAAUUGGAAUCUUUGAUUCAGGCUCCUUGUAGACAAAAAGUGUCAAAAGACACUGUGCGGAUUCUAAAAUUACUUCCUUUCAGUUCUAAACAGCUUAUCAAAUGCCCGCGAAGAAAUCAGCCAGUUGUAGUACUAAAUCAUCCUGAUGCAGAUGUUCCAGAAGUUGUAAAUGUUAUGAAGACGAUUGCUAAAUUUAAAGGACAUGUGCUAAAAGUUUCUUUGUCAAAGAGAACUAUUGAUGCUCUUCUGGAACCAGCAUAUUAUGAUAACAGUUUGUACAUAAUUACUGAUGAUCUCCCCCGAAGGAGGCGCAGAAUGCUGAAACCUGUUAGUCCUGUGAAAGAGAGGUUUGUUUUAAAAUUAACACUGAAGAAGACUAGCAAAAACAAUUAUCAGAUUGUAAAAACUACCUGUGAUAAUACACUGAAAACGAAAUUUAGUUGCUGGUUUUGUGGGAGGAUAUUUGACAAUCAGGACAACUGGGUGGGGCAUGGGCAACGUCACCUAAUGGAAGCCACUCGAGACUGGAAUUCAUUAGGGUAAUUUAUUAUGAGUAGUGAAGAAGGCAAAACAAAGUUGAUCUGAUUACAGAUUUUGGAUGACAGCAAUGUACUAAAUGCAUUUUUUUAAAAGGAAGAGAAAGUUUUGUGGU
This is a messenger RNA of Gekko japonicus, 5101 nucleotides long. It is a transcript of the gene ZNF518A, whose product is annotated as zinc finger protein 518A. Bases 520 to 4992 code for a protein of 1490 amino acids. NCBI's taxonomy places the organism in Eukaryota, Metazoa, Chordata, Lepidosauria, Squamata, Gekkonidae. The record is from RefSeq and is a predicted model, not a curated record. Gene Ontology annotation, molecular function: RNA polymerase II transcription regulatory region sequence-specific DNA binding; DNA-binding transcription factor activity, RNA polymerase II-specific. Gene Ontology annotation, cellular component: nucleus. The transcript is spliced from 5 exons. Gene Ontology annotation, biological process: regulation of transcription by RNA polymerase II.